GAGACGAACGGCAGCUCGUAAAUUUCAAAAAUUUUAAAACAACAGCAACAACAAGUAUUUUUCACGCGCUGACCAAAAUUAUUUUAAAUCACCUGCUGCCCCGCAUUUAUCAUUAGAGCCAGCCAGCAGCGCCACAUUCCAGUAGAUACCCAUUCCAGCGGAUGGCCAUUCCCCCACCAAGUCAGGCCAGAGCUGCUGGCUCCCUAACGACCGCAGAAAGUCUUCAGCCCAACUCCCAGGGCGACUACAACGAGAGCAAGAUUUGCGAAAGAGCACUUUAUUUUGGCCAAGCCAUUGCCACGCCUCUUGCCACUCUUGCUCCUUCCUGGCCAAUGCCCAACACCCACUCAUAAUGUUCGCUGCUGGUGCUAUUGCCGCUUCUGAUGUUAUUUUGCCAUUUUCGCGCUUGGUCGGGGAAAAACUGUUUUGUUAUCACAGUGAUAAAUGGAAAAUUAUUUUGAAUCGAGCAACUACUUAAAAGAAUUCCCAAAGGUUGUAAUAAAUUUUGGCACACACACAAGCACACAUACAAAGCCACAUGCAUGUGGCCAGGAAGGACAUAAGUGAACGAGGAAGGACAUCUUGGUAAGGACGAAUCCAGCUUGAGCUCGGUGGCUGCCUGGCUGGCUUGGUAAUGUCGUCCCAGAUAAAAAGGUGAUUGACGAAGCGAAAGCAAAAGUCAUGGCCAAAAUUCCACUUAGCAAUGCAGUUGUCGUUGACUGAGAAAGAAAGGGGAGAACGGGAAAGAGCCAGGGCGAGAAAUCCGUUCUGGCAUGCACUUAAUCCGUAUUGGGAGUUGGAGAUGCUGAGGGUUUUACUCUUAGAAGACAAUCAACCCUGAAUAGAUUCACAAGCGAAAGAUUUCCUGCGAGUUGCAGUCCUUGCAUACUUGGAGUAUCCUUGGACUAAGAGGCAAUCACCGAUCUGAGUGAAAAGUACAAAAAUAGCCCGCAAGGCGAAGCCGAAGGCGUCUCCGCCAUCAAAACAAAGCGCAGCACUCUGAAGCAAGGUGAGCUCAUAGCCGCCGAAGGAGAUGGGGAUAGAGAGGGGAGGCGACUGCGACUGGUACUGGGACUAUGUCUUGCCACAAGAAGAAACCGUUCUCUGCUUCUCAAUUAGGUUAGCUUAAUUUAAAUUUGGUUCGAGUGCUUGCCGAGUGCUUGGUCAGGACAUUAGCAGCAAAUAUUAGCAAAUGCUUAAAGUUCUCCUUAAUUGCGAAUAGUUUCGGCAGUAUGGAGUAAUCCGGAAUUCAAAUGUCUAUAGCCAAAGCCAUAGAAGACAGAUCACAUCAUCACAUUAUCUUCUAAAUAAACUUCGAGAAGUUAAACAUACUUUCACAUUGCCUAACAAAAGACAUACUAUACUAAUAUAUUCCUUAUUUUUACCAUAAAGCAGCGAAAACUUGAUCGAUGGACUUGAACGACGAUGAUAAUGUCGUACAGCCGCAUCAUGCGCGGAUCAUACGCCUUCCCAAUGAUCCAUCAAUGGUGGCAGUGCAUGAGCUUUACAAGACUUCGGUGAAAACCCUGCGCCUUCAGAGUGAACAGAAUCGGGAGGUCUUCGCGGAGGUCUUCAUAGAAGGUUCGUUGGAUACUUUGACCAACCUGUGCGUGAAGGCGUUGGCCAAACGGGGUAUCAGGAACGCUCCACAAAUUGUGGCGGAGAGACCAGAAUUGAUGCGAGUUCUUUACGAUGCACUGGACGUCGAAUUGCCGCUGAGUGAUUGCUACUUUAUCGAUGACCAGCGCUACUGGCAACGUGUUGUGUUCGCCAAGUGCCCGGACAAGAAGCUGCGCAGGAAAAGCUGGCACGAGUACGAUUGGAGAGCCAAAGGACUGAGUCUCAAGUACGUGGAGCUGGUGGAGAGCUGCCCAGCAGCGUUCUGGCCAGAGACGCAGAUGGCCGAGCUGGCUGCUUUGAUCCAAGAAUAUGUGACAGCCAUACACAUAAAGAGACUGCAGGCGCUGCCGGACACGGUGUUCGCCAAGUACGAUCUGAGCGAGGGGGAAAUAGAUGUUUCCUCUGAGUCAUCAGAGGAGGAACCUAUAUCCAGCGACGAACCUGAUACGGAUGAGGAUAUGGGCGAGGACGAGGGUGAAGAGGAGGAAGAAGUCGCGGAGAAGCCUGUGCGAAAGCCCAUUGUCCGUGCAAGUGAAACUGAGCCAAAGAAGGACUCCUCUGCAGUCUUGGAGAAACCUGUCUUACAGAAGACCCCCAGAACAAGUGAAACUGAGCAAAACACAGACACCUCUGUUGCAAUUGAUUCUAAGAGAAAGACGGCCUUUUUGGGAAACAUAAAUCCAGCAUCAUCAGCAUCGCCGUCAACAUCUCAGGAGAGCUUUGACGAGACUGCAGAGCGGCGCAAAGCGCGUCAUUUCCGCAACGCAGCACGCCAACAGCUGCGGGACUUGGCUGCCGAGAAAUUUGCCAAACACCUAGAGCGUCGCCUCAAAAGAGAGAAGAUGCUAGAAGAGUUCAGGCGCACAGUUGAGCAAACAAAGAAAAAGAAAAAGAAAAAAGCAAUAAAGGGUGUCUUCGACAUUCCCGUCGAGCCGGAGCCAUCCGAUCACGAAGACCAAAAAACCGACAAGCGCAACAGGGGACUGUUGUUGCGCCACCUUAAGCGAUUCAACUAUCCCACGGAGCUGUGUCACCACAUUGAUCUGGGCUUUGUGCGCUUCUUUGAGAACCUGACCUCGUUCACAUUGGAGUUCCUGGGCACACCGGACACCAAUCACGAACAUUUUAAAAGUUACCAAUUGAAAUUCUCAUACGACGACAUGACGCACCUGGCCAAGGGUUUGUUGCACCUCAAGCAGCUCCAGAUCUUUCGACUGCGCAACAGUCUCAUGGACAGCCGACAUCUGGGCAUUCUGGCGCGUGCUCUUCGGUUCAUGGACUCGCUGGAAGAGAUCGACUUUGGGUACGACCAAAUGCAGGAUGACUGCAGUAAUGCCCUGCAAAUAAUAAUGGAUCGCACAACGAUGUUCAAGACAUUACAACUGGAAUACAACCGUCUUGGCGUGGAAAGCAUGGAUGUGAUCGGCAUGGCUCUGGCGCAUCACAAAGUUGAAGAUGAUUUCCUGGAGUACCUAGGGCUGGCCCACAAUCCCCUCUGCGACAAUGCCCUGGGAAAACUCUUUCACUGGAUCCAUGGCACCGGCCACGUGCAUUCCCUCAACAUUAAUGGCAUAGAUGGGAGAACAAGCAUGGCGUCUAUUGGUAGACUCAUUGGGAUCCUGCUGCGUAGCCAUAAUCCUCUGCGUCGCCUGGAAAUGGCGGCGAUACCCCUUGGUCCCGCAGUGGGACUAACCCUUAUACGAGCCCUAGAGCAAAACAGAAAGAUUCUAUAUUUAGACUGUCGCGAAUGCGAUCUAGACUCGGACCAAGAAUUCCAAAUGGACAUCAUAGUGCGACGCAACAAUUACUGGGUAAAAAACCCGCCCAUCGACGAGAUAUGUGAUCUGAUUAAAAAUCGAAAGCAUCCUUUAAUCGAAAAUAUGCAGAGCGAUCAGAGGAAAUACAAGGAGUGCCUCAUUUCUAGACCUUCAUUGCCCAGAAGCAGGAUUUCGUCCAUCAAAGAGGUGGUCGAGGAAAAGGAAGAGGAGGAGUACGACAUCUGGGCCAUACUGGGCAUAACAACCCGCCAAACUGUUAGAAUAGAGAUAGAAUCCAGCGAAACCUCCGAGGUAUUAAAGGAGCCCUUCGUCUAUGAACCCAACAAAUUUAAUUUGGAUCAAUUUCGAGAAUUGGUCGAUUUGCCAGGACCAUCCAAUCGUUUUUUAUAUUUUAAGAAAAACAGAAUGAAGUAAUGAAGAAUUUUUUAACAUAAAACUCUUAAAUUUGGUUACCUUUGUGGCAUUAAACAAUAUA
This is a messenger RNA of Drosophila miranda, 3873 nucleotides long. RefSeq lists its product as uncharacterized. Lineage: Eukaryota; Metazoa; Arthropoda; Insecta; Diptera; Drosophilidae. Bases 1410 to 3812 code for a protein of 800 amino acids. The record is from RefSeq and is a predicted model, not a curated record. The transcript is spliced from 3 exons.